GUGUGUGCACGAUUUGUUUGUGCAAUCGUCAACAGCAAGCGACGCGUGUGCGAGGAGAUGCAAGAUGUGUUAAGUGUGUGUGGUGUGCGUUAAACGGUGCUAGCGAGCGAGAGAGAGAGAGAGAUAGCACGCAAAGUGGGAGGCAGUCGGUUAUCGGAAAUGGUUUAUUUAUUUUUCGUGUGACUUUUAGCAAACUUCUUCUUCGGUUCUGUUGCUGGACGGUGUGGUGCCUGGAGCUGUUCGGUCGCUGAUAAGGUGCGUUAUGAGUGAGUUGGUUGGUGUGAUGAAGGGAAAAAAUAGCACUCCCCUCCGUGUAUAAUGUACGCGCGAUUUGCGAUUAAGGUUUACUGUAGACGCUACGCUGGACACACAUUACGCAAAGGAAAGAAUUUGCGCACAAACGCUGUGAAGUGAGAAAAUGUCUGACGAUGACACCCGACGUGCAGCUGUGUCCCCGCCAUUAAGCUGCGCAAAUGUUGAGGCCGCAUCAUCAGCGUCGUCGUCACCCGUCGUCAGCUUCCAAGAACCGCUCGGAAAGGGUGAAACCGUUUCGGAACGCGUGAAAGUGACACCAGCAACAGAACCGGCAGCGGCGGAAGUGAACGAUACUGGUGCGGACGCGCUCCGAUCGAAUGACCAUGAAGCGGCAACAAAAGUCAAGCAACGAAAAUGCGUUCAAUUUACGACGACGACAGCAACACCAGCCGGCACUACCGCCGACGACACGCUGCGCAAGUUUUUCGAAGGUGAGGAAAUAUUGGACAAACGGAACCCGUUCAAACCCGACGACCAAGCUGCUGAAAGUGGAGUGCGUGCUAGAUUCGUUCCCGGUAACGAGCCAGCGGUCCUUAUCGAACAUGACGAUGCCGACGAUUCCGAUACCGAACAUGGUGACGAUGAUAACGUGUUCAUAACGAAGGAGGAAAUACUGCGCCAGUCGAAGUACGUGAAGACCUACAUUAAAAAUCCCGAUAAGCAGCUCAAUUACGAUAAAAGUGUAAUCCAGAAAUUGAACGCACUCAAAGCGAAAGGGCGCGAAGUGCGCGAUGUGGCGAUGGUGUUGGACAGUGCUCCCGUGCCCUCCCCAGUGGCCGCGAGACCUCCGAUACCGGCACCCCGCACCGUACAGCGAUCGAGCGAUCGGAACAACAACAACAGCGACCGAAGGCAAGCCUCACCGCAACAGCGGCGCGACGGUGGUAAUCCGAAACCGGUGCCGCGCGCGCGACGUGAUUAUGCCGAGGUGAAGGUGCGUAUCGGGUCGGCCGAAGCUGAAGAAUCGCUGUACGAUUCGAACGAGGUCGUCCAGAAUGCGCUCAAGUUCGACAGCCGGUUCAGGAAGGUGGAAUUUGGGUCGCAGGAUGAUAUCGAUUCGAUCGCGGAGCGGACGGAAGAUGGAAGCGAUCCACGGGAAACGAUCAGUGAGCACGCCCAUCGUCCGGUUGUGAGCGAGAAGCCGAAGCAGCAGGUUUCACCGAGCAAGGAUCAACCGGACGCAGCAAGAAAAACGACAUUCGCAGAGGAUGUAAAAAAAUCGUUCUCCAACACGGUGAAAAGUGCUGACUUUCGGAAGUAUUUACAAAGCAAGGGCUUGUCGCUGGUGCCGGCCAAACCGAAAGCGAUCGAAGCGGCUCGAUCGAGGGAGCUGCCGGAGGUGCAGGAGCAAUCCCAUCGGCUAUCAGGAAUCUCCGUCGGCAGCAACAGCAGCUCACCAGCAUCCGCCCGGCUGCAGCUCAAACCCUCGGUGCUGACGCGCUUCUUUCAGAACGGUCUCUUCUCGCCCAAAACCCGCAACGAUCCCGCAUACUCGUCGGCGUUCGGGAGAUCUUCCACGCCCGUUCUUGUUAGCACACGGUCCCAACCGCCAGCACGAUUCGCUAGCUUUAAUGGUGGUAGCUCACUCCACAAACGAUCCGCCGUUACGGUGGAUGGUGGUAAACCAAAGGUUAAUUUUAAACAGUUGGUAGACGGAGGCAGAAGCGAAGAAGCGAUCGCACCCGUCAGACGGCCGGCGUCGGUGAAUGAUUUCGAACGACCGAAACUUCGCACACACAUCGCCAACAGAUCCGUUUCGUCGGUCGAUUCCUUAAAGCGUCCGGUAAGAAAUGCCGGAGUGCAAGUGAAUUUAGCCACGCCCGCAACCGGUGGUCAGGAAGCGGUGCGUGCCAACAGUCAAUUAGUUCCCCUGCGACAACCUCCCAGUAGUAGUAACCUGCCGCAGCAGCAGCAGCAGCAGCCUGCCGCCGGGUUAAAGCACCAGCAGCUGCAGCAUCAGGUCGCCUACCAGUCAUUACGUCAGCGACCGGAUGCUCGUUUUUAUGGCGGUUCCACCAACACGGUUGUCCCGCUUUACUCGGAACCGUUGCGUGAAGCGGCACCGAUUAUGGCGCUACCGGACGAAACGGACUCAGGCUUCCGAUCGGCAGUGGACAACGGCUAUCACCACAUUUACGAGCAAACGCCCGAUAAUGUGCGUCGCGGCGAGCUGGUUUACGGUAAAAUCGGUUACCUUAGCAACACGCAGCUAAACCGUUGGCAUGCACAGGAUCGUCGAUCGUACAGCAGUAUGCAGGAUGGUGGCACGUACGGCCGGUUACGGCCACUGUACGUGUCCUCGCCACUGUCCACUCAAUCGACUCCCGUACGCCGUGCCUCGGAUACCAUCGAUCGUGAGCAAAUCCUUCACCGGAUCUACGACUUCUGCCGACGAUCGAUACGAAACAGCAGCAGAACGAGCGUUCACUCGAACCACACGGAACCACAGUCACUGUACCAAUCGAAAGUGGUCCCCACCGGUGGACCCUUCCCCAUCGAGCGGCAGCGUGUCCAACGGGUACAAAGUCUAACCACGCCACGAUCGUACGCCGGUACGUCGACGAACUACACCAGAGCAGUAGCUGCUCCGCCCGCCAACCACUACUCGAGCCGCGUCUCCACCACGGGCCCGUCUCCGAACCAGCACGAACGUAAUAUAGAGAAUAUUUACGCCUUUGUGAACAAAAAGAUGGGACAGGUCAGUGUCGGUCCGGGUGAGGAGCAGCAGCACGGUGGACGAGCGCGGACGGUACAAACGUCCGCUCCGGCGACCCUACGCCGGGUGACAUUUUCGAGCAAUGGCCGAAUGAUAGGACACACCGUGCCACAGCAGCAGGAUGGGAUCGAUGAAGCGGACUACGUUAACAUACGCGGUGCACCUGAUGACGAUGACUGGCAGAAUGAUAAAAGCAACAGGAACCAGCCGACCGAUCAAGCGAUCGACGAUCGGCGACGAUCGGCACGCAGCAGGGAGGAUCCCCGGCGACACACGCUCGGGGGCGAUAUGCUCCAGUAUCAGGCCCAAACGCAACCGCCAAACAUUCAGCGAUCGCUCGACUUUGAGACUCCACAGAUGCGCGUGUACACGCCAACGAAUCAAGGUCCCCUGUUUGACGAUGAUCCGGGUAUCAUGUCCGAGGCGGAAACGGCCAGCACGGGCUUCCGGCGCGGUGGCAAGCAACGGUCGUCGCUGCCCGUCGUCCGAACACCGUCGAAAACGCUCGAACGGCCGCUAGGGUUGGUGUUUUUGCAAUAUCGCUCGGAGACGAAACGUGCGCUGCUACCGAACGAGAUCACGUCCAUCGAUACGGUGCGGGCGUUGUUUGUGCGAUCCUUCCCGCGGCAGCUCACCAUGCAGUACCUCGAAGGGCCGAACGUGAAGAUCUACAUUCACGACUCGAGCAAGGACAUGUUCUACGAGCUGGAGGAUGUUAGAUCGCACCUGCGAGAGAUUCGCGAUCGUUCCGUGCUGCGAUUGUUUGAGUCGAACGAAGUUAGUGCACCGCAGGUUCUGCCCGGUGGACAAAAUAUCCCACAGCCUCUACAGCCGGCGGCCAUUCCAAAUCAGUGGGAUCAAGAGCAGAGCUAUUUCAGCGAACCGGAAUUUGACUCCGAAUAUCAACAUCAGCACAUUCACAAAAGCAAGCAACCCACAAAAACACCAUAUUAUGUUGGAACCACUCAAACGCUACCUAGAGGCAUGUAUUCGGACAGAACCAAGGGAGCAAUAGGAGUAGCAUCGAAACCGAUUCGUUCGUACGGUUCGCGGGGCAACAUUGCGGGACCGAUGCCAUACACUACCGAGCAGCUGUACAACAUUCCAGAUGGAUACAUGAGUUCGCCGGAACGAAGUGGAGCAUCGCGGGGAGCGUACGAAGAGCCUUACUAUAGCCAAUACGGUACACGUUCCACGACCGUAACACCGAUUAUCGACGAAGAGCAAGGGGAUAUAUCGAUCGCGGAUGAUCAGUACGCCAUGUAUGGAGUGAAAAAUGUUGGACGAAUUCCACGAGUGCCACCAAACCAAAUGUACGAUCAUACCAGAUCGGAAGACCUCCACAGAAUACGGGUCGAGCACAUGGAGCGCCAGCUGGCCAACCUUACCGGGCUGGUGCAGAAAGCACUCACACAAAAUCCUCAACUACCGCUAGUUAACAACAACCCCAAUAUUCUAAACAUCCCUGGACAAUAUCGUAACGCUGAAGCUACUGGAGAUGGUACAGUUUGCACGCGCGAAAAACCACCAAAAUUGGGAAAAUCAACAUGUCAUAAAUCGGUUUCGUUUGAAAAAUCUGUUUCCUUCAGUGACGACAUUCAAGGUGUGCCAAAAUCUCACAGCCCACAACAUUCCGCAGACACAAAGCCUCCUAAGCCGGCGAUUAAAUCCUCAACAUUGCCAAGAACCUCAUCACAGGAACGAGAUCGACUAAAACCACCACCACCUCCGAAGCCGCUGGUGAUGAUUGCGGGAAAUCAGUACCGCACCGACCUAACACUUGCCCCGGAAGUGUAUAAUCAACUGCGUGGCUUACAGAAGAAAGCGAUGGAUCUGCGGACGGAGGUUCGCACACUGCGUCGACUGACGCAAACCCAGGCGGUCGCUGUGCGGGAGGACAUUAAGGAUACGUUCAUGAGAAUACGCGCCACCCUGCUCUCCAACUCGGGCUUCGUUUGGGGACAAGGCGAUAAGGAGCGGACAAAUCUUACAAGAGAGGAAGAAAUCUACAAACAAGAGGUGAUUCGAUUGGAAAAGGAUCUGGCCGAUCUGGAAUCAUCGGUGGAAGGUUUACGCGGCGAAGUCAUCAACAGACGAACCCGUGUCAACAUGGUUGCCGUUGAAGAUAUGGCGCUAGUUCUUAGCCGUGCGAGUAAAACCGUUGCCGAGCUGAAAAUGCGCUUCCCCGUCUUACAGCAAGGGUUACGAAAUCUCAUCUCCAACGAAAUGGAGCACGUUUGUCGGGAGGAAGCAUUUCUCAAGGAUGAACCCGAUCGGUUGGAAAAUGCGUUAAGACGGUGUAAAAAAUUAACCGGCACACUGGUAACGCUCAAAAGACUUGCAAGCGUACAGGAGCAACGGUUACCAAUACCGGACACGGCGGGCACGGAUGAAGCGAUCAAACCGCCGGAAACACACAACAACGUGAAUAAGCCAAUCCCAAGUCCCCGUCUGGGGACAGUCGUUGCCAGUGGAGGAAUCGCCCCAGAAAACGCACUCGAUGCUUUGCUAGAUGAGCUGCAAACCUUUGCCAAACCGCCGAACGGUGUUAACGAGCACCGACCGGACGACUCCACAUCGGACGAUAGUUCCCAAACGUUGCAAAACAGCAUCACGACUAAAAUCUCCCAAUCGCAACUGUACCCCGCCGAACCCGUAUCCUCGAACGUCGGUCUCCGGCGGCUUCAUUCGUAUCCGAGCGGUUCGGAUACGGACACGAGUCCACCGCAACCGACCCGUCCGACGACCGGCAAACCGCCCGUUCCGGAACGCAACGCCGAGUUGCUGUCGAAGGUGAACAACAAGCGAGUGCCCCCGCCGCCACCACCCCGCACCAGCUCCCGCAGUCCGCUGGCCAGCCCAACCAGUCCGCACGUGCCGCAGCAUCACCGUGGCCAGCAGCCCGCCGUAACGCUGUCCGAUUGCGAGCAGCAACAGCGCACCUCCGAAGGUACCGAUUCCGGCAGCGAGUCCGUAUGCUCGGACAACUCGCAACGUCAGCUGGCGCUGGAGCUGCGCCACCAGGAGCUGCUCAAGAAGCAGCGCCAACUGCAGGAACAGUACCAGCGGCUGCAGCAGAUGAGCAAAAAUGCCGUACCGCUUGCACCGACCACGAUGAACCACGAUAUCAAGAAGACGGGCAGUGAAUCGAACCUGCCGGUCAAGAUGGGCUACAACAUGACCGUCAGUGGUUCGAUGAAAAAUCUUUGCGGUGGUGCAGGUGGUGACGCUGGCAUGCCCUUCGACCAGUCGGCCACCCCACCAACGACCAACAACGUCGAACAUCAGGACGGUGGCAGCGACAGUUCCUCCGGUGGGCCAAACUCGAUGGACGGUGGUAUGGUCGGGGCGAACGGAAACACCGGCACCUUGCCACCACACCUUACCAAAACCACCAACAAAGUCUACGAAACGGACAUCCUGUAAGCCGGGCAUUUGCUAGCGUAUGCUUCGCUUUCCCUUUCCAGUAUAGUAAAAUCAGCACACAGGCACGACAGAGCCUGGUUAGGAUGUAGAUCACUCGGAGCCGAUAGGUGUUUCGAUUGCAUUUUAGACGUACCAUACCUAGACCAAUUCUUGAACGUUUAAUUGAUGGUUUUUGUUGCAUAAUUUAUUGAAACAUUCAUUGUUUAGUAGCUGAUCUCAUCUCCACCAUCCAUCUCGCAUAGCGAGGACCUAGGACACAGGAUAUAAGGGAUGUUUUAUCGUUUACAAUAGUCAGUAGUCAGAGAUCUAUUUUUAUAGCAGCAUCGGAGCGCAAUAGCGAGACGAAAAUUUUGAUUUCCAAUUUAGUUUAACAUUCAGUUUAGGUUGAGCAUUAUCAAACCAAAAUGCAAAAGUGUGUGCUAACUGUCGUUGCCUUUACAUUGCCAUUUUAUGUCACCAUUGUGUGGUGGACUGCAAUUUGUAUCUCUUGUUUUGUUUUAUAGCAUAAUUUCUCCCCAUAUAGUCAAUAGACGAGUUGCAUCCAAUGCACCUAGUGCAAGGUACGCUUUCGAACUAUUGCUCCCAAAAAAACAAGAAAACAGAACGAUAAAAUAUCUGCCACUUGCCACAUCUAGUGAGUGUGUGCGUGAGAAAAUAUGCCCCUAAAAAGCCCGCCACUGCACAAACUUUGCAAAUGCGUCCAUCGUUUGAUGUUUAGCACAAACUAGGAAGGAAACGACGCAAUCAUAACUAAACCAUUCAUUCCUCUUCGCCCUAGCUCACGAAACAACUUCUCAUAAACCAUUUAUCCCUUGUCCAUCUUAUACUAAUGCUUACUACCGGCGCUUCUAGUCCAGCUCUGAUCUGUUGACCGAACAUAAUCGUAGACACCCAUCCCCCACACUCGAACCCUAGCAAAACUACUCUCUAUAGACUAUACGCAACGUUUAGGACAAUUCUGUGUGUCACACUAGGCGAACAAAACAAACAAAAUGCAAUCCUCCCCCCAAAGCAUAACAGCCGUAUGCAAACUGUUGUGAAAAAUUAAUUUAUUUUAAACUUUUUUUUCGGUUUUAUUUGUUGUGAAGUUAAAUCUUCAAAAGUGGAAAACCUGUGGAGUUUAAGAAUAUUCAAAAAAAAAAAACGAAGCUCAUCUUACAAACAUGGGAAAAUCACGUUUAACCACACGUUCACCAGUUUCACACCGAAUAGGCAUAUGAAUGGAAAACCAAAAAGUGCACCGAAAAUGUCGCCAAAAGUUUGCAAUAUUCGUGUUUUCGUCGAUCGCGCGCACCACUCACUGCACUGCAGAGAAGAAAACACUUACUCACACACAGAUGCAACAACAUAAUAAUACUUAUAAUGGUACACACACACACGCGUAUGGGUGUUUGUUAUAUUAUGAUUGUGAAAGACGGAACUCGUGCUGGUGUUGUAUUGCUGAUGGAUAGGUUAAUGUAAAGGAGCACGAUACAGAUGAAAAAUAAGCUUCAAAGUUCGUCUACAAGUACACUACUGCUAGUGAUAACAACAGGUGAAAACUUUUUCCGUUUCGCUGGUACAAGAGCGCGUGGUGGAGUUGUUUGUUAAAAGUUCGGAAUAUUUGUGAUCACAGCGAGUGGAAGAACGGGGGAAGCGCUCGAACAACCCAUUCAUCAUCAGUAAAUGUUUUUUUGUGCGGUGCAUUCGUCUAUUAUCUCGUAACCGAUCCCUCGGAACACACAACUAUUGUGCACGUGUCUCGCUCACCACGCAGCAGUAGUAGUAAUAAAGUUCGCCGAAGCCGCUAAACAGCAGACAAGCAGUAUGCGUGACAAAACACUCACAAAUAUAUGUCUAAAAUGAGGUACACACGACCCCACAAUUCACAACCACUGGUCACAUCGUGCAAAAACGUGUAUGUGUGUGUGUUUUUUUAUUUACAUAUGAAACUCACGUAUCGAAUACGAUUUAAAACCAACGCAGCCAGCAGCUUCGAUCAAUUGGCGGUCGAUCAACACACACACGUCAAUGCACUGCGGUACAUUAAAAUAUAGCUUCAAACGUACAUCUUGCGCGAAACAGACGAGGAAAAAAGUCACGCGGUUGUGCAUGAAUGUUGAUUAGGUUUAUAGUGUAUAAGCUUCCCGGGGUUUUUUGAUAGCCGUUUGCGAUCACGCACCAACGUGCGCACGUGCCCCGCUGUGUGUGAGUUUCCCCCGUUCGAACAGCAUGAUCGCGAUCGCAAACGACAAGGAUGGUUUUGCACUUGUGUAGAUUUUGAGCAGCAGCAGCAGAAAAUUGUUAAACACGAAACUAGAGCGCAAGAGAGAGAGAGAGCAAACAGUAUGGAAACGAAUAUACAAUAGCCAGCCAGUGUAAGUUUUAAGUUACAAAAAUGCCCAGUGUUAAUCUUCAACCCCGGGAAAUGACAAACGAGGAGAUCAGUGCAGAAAGAGAGAGAAAAACAGGCGAUUUGAAAAUCGGCGGCCAGAAUCAAGAUGGGGAAAAUCGGUUUUAAAAUGGAAAAGCGAGCAGCGAGAACACAUAUAUUAUAUAGUACUAUUCACCAAUCCCACGAUCACCAGGAGCAGCGGCCAGGUGUGAAGAGUUGAGUGCCAAGGAUGAUACACAUUACAUUAGCCAAACGUGUGUUUCGAUGAUAUUGAUAACGACAAACCAACGAUUCCAACGAUGGGUAAAACGGAGAAGAGGAAAGCCCACUCACACGCAGUAGUGAACACAGGCUAACAACUAGGCUCGAUAGCAUUAUAUCAUGUGCAUCGUGUGAUGUGCCGUGGGAAAAAAAAACGGAAGUAUGUUUCAUUUUAACGAGUUUUCCUUCACUCGGUUCGUUACUUAGCUUUUGUAUACAACAAACAAACAAACAAAUCAAACAUGAACUGAACGCGAAGCAAGGAUCAGAACGCUGCGGCAGCAACAAACGGCAAACAACCUGCGGGAGCAGCGUGUGAACGGGCUUUAUCAAUCAAGUUUGCUACCUUACACGUGUCGUGCUACUCGAGAUAUAAGUAUAUAUAUCAUAUGCGCACCCAUCACAACACGUGACGACACGACGGCAAGAUGCACGUUAUUCCUAAUGACCUAAAGCAAGAAAAAACGAAACGAGUGCAUCACAGAAUCGCAGCAGUUAAAUGCGUUAAACGAAACGAAAAAAAAAACAGUAAAGCAUCAUCCCCCGGAUUGCGAUUAGCUAGUCGAUACUAUGAUGAUGAUACACACGAGAAUAGACACACACACACACAUUCACCCCACAGGCGUACACCCUCCCACAUAUACACCCACACGCAUGCGUUUGUGUCCACUGGAUCAUUGUGUCAGUCAGUAUGCAAUAUAGAAUGUUGGAUUUUUUCUACAAGAGAAACAUUAUAGACUUAUUAUCCAUUUUUAUUAUAAAAUAAUAAAGGAUCUUCCACAUAAAAGAA
Molecule: messenger RNA, 9882 nt
Organism: Anopheles stephensi (Asian malaria mosquito)
Lineage: Eukaryota; Metazoa; Arthropoda; Insecta; Diptera; Culicidae
Product: coiled-coil domain-containing protein AGAP005037
Exons: 21
Coding region: 419-6457 (2012 amino acids)
Cellular component (GO): cytoplasm
Source: RefSeq, a predicted model, not a curated record